This is a messenger RNA of Torulaspora delbrueckii, 3483 nucleotides long. RefSeq names its product condensin subunit YCS4 (gene YCS4). Bases 1 to 3483 code for a protein of 1160 amino acids. Gene Ontology annotation, cellular component: nucleus; condensed chromosome, centromeric region. The transcript has a single exon. Gene Ontology annotation, molecular function: histone binding. Gene Ontology annotation, biological process: meiotic chromosome condensation; mitotic cell cycle; mitotic chromosome condensation. Lineage: Eukaryota; Fungi; Ascomycota; Saccharomycetes; Saccharomycetales; Saccharomycetaceae. The record is from RefSeq and is a predicted model, not a curated record.
AUGACUCUUUUUAACCUUGCAGAUCAGCUAGCAAAGCUACAAAAUACCGAUAAGCGAUCUUUCCCACCGGUGGAAAGACCAUCUGAUGAACUAAACACAGUCAUUGAUCGAUUGGCGGUAUCGCCAGAACAAGUAGACGCAGAUGACGAGACGUUGGAGUCAUUAAUAGAUCUAUGUCAUGGAUUCCCACACCUUCCGGCCAAGCUACAGACUCAAUUAUGCUACUUAGUGGCUUCAUCGAUGGGCAAUCUGGCCCAUGAUAUUGUAUCAAAUUUAAGUGGAAAUUCAAACAGUAACACAGAUGUGAUAGAAUUCUUGCCGCAAUAUAGAAAGCAUUUAGAAGAGUACGGUUAUCUAUCCCAUGUGCUUCUAAGUUUUUUACAGGAGGAUGUUCAUAUUGCUGCUUCUCAAGCAACUACCCUGGGGCGCGGUGGUUCAAAGAAGGUAAAGUCUACGGGACCUGCCGCAGAACUAUUUAAAAGGAGUUGUAAUCAGAUUGAAUCUACAGCUGAAGCAGUGAUAAAAGUAUUGGAGAUAAAUCUAUCAAGGAUCUUUCAAACCACACCAGAAAAGGACUUGUUCGUGGGACUAUUCACGAAGCCAUUAUUUUCUCUGAUAGAGGUUGAAGCUGCUGUGAAAGUUCCAUCUUUAAAACUGCUUGUCCAGCGGAUUAUAGCGAUGUCCGUGAAAUAUCAAAAUCAAAGUUCCAGCGUACAGAAUGCAGUCAUGACUACCCUCACCUAUUUCCUUCACCUUUCAAAUUUUAACGCAGAAUUACUCAAGUCUUUAAAUGAUGAUUUUGACUACCCACAGUUAACUGAAGAGAUUUUACGUGAGAUCAGUUCAAGAGUUUUUAAUGCAAAGGACACCACAGGUCCCAAGGCCAUUUCAAGCUUCUUAACUAAAUUAUCAGAGUUAUCGCCACAGAUCAUGCUUCGGCAAAUGUCGCUUGUGGUAAGAUUCCUUAACAAUAGUUCCAUUACGCUAAGAUGCUCAGUGGUUGAGACUUUUGGAAAUAUCGUUACACGACUGGCGCAAAAUGAGCAAGCGUCUGACCACUAUAAGCAACAAAUUGAGGUUCUAUUGGAGCUGCUAGAGGAAAGAUUCCAGGAUUCGAAUCCGUACGUCAGAACCAAAGCUAUUCAAGGCUGCCUCAAGAUCUGUGAAUUAGAAUCCAAAUUUAACAAAAACAAGUCGAAUUUCACUAAACUUGCCCUCCGAUCAUUACAGGAUCGGUCUUCGCUAGUGAGAAGAAACGCAGUCAAAUUACUGUCCAAGUUGCUGCUAAAUCAUCCUUUCAAAGCCAUUCAUGGUUCACAACUAAACUUAUCUGAUUGGGAAAAACAUCUUAAGACAGCGACGAACAAUUUGAACAAAUAUCUUGAAAACAAUUCAUUGGAGACUCCACUUGAAACUGCCAUCGAAAUGUCACAAGUACAACAGACCGAAGAGUCCAGUCAGGAACACGAAUUAUCUGAUGAUGAUGAACUUUCCAGAAUUGAAAAAGAAACUCAGUCAAUUAAUACAACAGAUACUGAGGUCGUGCUCAGACUCAAAUUAAUGGUUGUAUACUACACCGAUGCCGUAGAAUUUAUCAAGACCAUCCACAAGAGUCUCAAAUUGGCUGCCACUUUGCUUUUCUCAAGGAAUAGAAACGAGGUAUUGGAAACGAUGGACUAUUUAGUUCUGGCAGAUGCCUAUGGGCUUGAGCCAAGCAAAAUUGGUAUCAAGAGAAUGCUUCAUCUGGUGUGGAUGAAGGGAACCAAUGAUGAGGGUAAAAGUAUAUCCGCUCAUCUGAUAGCAUGCUAUACGCAACUCUUCUUGACUGCGCCAGAUGGCUUCAAUUUCAGAGAAAGAGCUGCUUUUAUAGCAAAGAAUCUGAUUCACUUGACAGUGGGAGCAUCGCUUGCCGACCUCGCCUCUUUGGAGCAACUGCUCGGAAUGAUGUACAAAGAUAAACUAAUUGAAGAAAACGUCAUCAAUGUGCUAUGGGCAAUAUACAAUUCGGCCUCAAAGGAAGAGGGAGUGACUGAACAUUUUGACAAACAACAAGUGCAUGGAUCGGUCAUAGUUUUGGGAAUGUUGGCGGUUGCCAAUCAUGAAAUAACUUUGAGGGGGCUGGAUUCUCUUCUCAAUGUCGGCCUUGGGAAACCAGGCGAUGAAGAUCUUAUUUUGUGCCGAUACUCAUGUCUGGCAUUGGAGAGAAUGGUUCCAAGAAACAGUACGAAAUAUGUCUCCAUGAUAGGCGACGUUCGAGAAGACGAGGUUGUCAAAAAACUUUAUUCCAAAAUCAUAACUUAUACCGAGGAUCCUGAGUGGUACCCAGUGUGUGAGCAAGCCUUGAAUGCCUUCUUCGUGAUUUCGUCAAAAGCUGACACUGUGGUGACAGAGCUGAUACGUGAAAAAACAAUGAUGACUUUUGGUAAAUCCGAAGAAGACGACUCGACAAUCUUGCAACAUACCUCACGAGUAACUUCUCUGAGCCAGCUACUGUUUAUUGUCGGUCAAACCGCCGUGAAAGCUUUGGUUUAUCUUGAGAAAUGUGAAGCGGAGUUCAAGAGAGCUAAGAUUGAAGCUGAAACUCGCCAAGGUAGAGAAAAAGGCCAACAAGAUGAUGAGCGAGAAGAAGAUCCGGGCAAUGGCAAGGAAAAGGAAUUGGAGAUGAUCGGCGGUACGAAUGAGGACGAUUUUGCAGAUGCAAUUGCCUUCAUAAAAGAAAACGAACUGCUAUUUGGAGAAAACUCACUCUUAAGUAAGUUUUGCCCCAUUGUGGAGGAGAUAUGCUCGAACACUAGUAGGUUCAGCGACUCAUUGCUGCAAAGAGUAGCUGCUUUGUGCCUAGAGAAAUUCAUGUGCGUUUCUUCCAAAUAUUGUGAGAGACGUUUAUCACUACUGAUCACUAUGAUGGAGAAAUCAGAUGAUCCCAUCAUUCGUUCGAACGCCGUUCUGGGACUGGGCGAUAUGGCAGUCUGUUUCAAUAAUCUUGUUGAUGAAAACACAGACUACUUAUAUCGUAGACUACACGAUAAAAACUUGACGGUUCAGCGGACAAGCCUGAUGACAGUGACGUUUUUGAUCCUGGCGGGACAGGUCAAAGUUAAAGGUCAAUUGGGUCAAAUGGCCAAAUGCUUAGAGAAUCCAGAUCAAGGUAUUAGUGAUAUGUGCCGUUUGUUCUUCACGGAACUAGCGACCAAGGACAACGCUGUUUACAACGGAUUCAUUGAUAUUUUCAGUAAUCUGUCGAGCGACAAAGAUCUCAGCAAAGACAGCUUCAAGAAGAUUAUAAAGUUUUUACUGUCAUUCAUUGAGAAGGAAAAACAUCAGAAACAGUUGAGUGAGAAACUAUUCGGCAGGUUGCUCAAGUGCGAAUCUCAAAAGCAAUGGAACGAUGUGGCAUAUGUCCUGAACAAUAUACCAUACAAGGACGAAAGACUGGCCGAAGUUCUUGAAAAAGGAUUCAAAAUGGUGUCGGCAAGAGAAUAA